Punica granatum (pomegranate) is the source of this 6323-nucleotide messenger RNA. The record is from RefSeq and is a predicted model, not a curated record. NCBI's taxonomy places the organism in Eukaryota, Viridiplantae, Streptophyta, Magnoliopsida, Myrtales, Lythraceae.
UUGCGUUCAUUUCGGACAUCUCUUCUUCGAAACGAAGCUCUCUCCUCUUCUUCUCUCCUUCACACACUGAACCCAAACAAACAGAGAGAGAGAGAGAGAGAGAGAGAGACGCUCUUCCUCUUCAUCUUCCUCUUCUUCUUCUUCCUCGUCCUUCGUCCUCCUGCUUGUGCUUCUUCUCGCUCUCAAUCUCCAUGUUCGCGGGUGAGCUCCCGUGAAACCCUAGCGGACGACUCGACUCUGCUCUGCUCUGCUCCUGCCCCCAGCGAGGAUGGCACAGAAGCUCGAGCUCCAGCUGAAGGAGCUCGGAUCCAAGCUCGAGUCCCCUCCUUCCACCAAGGAUGCCCUCGCUAAGCUCCUUAAGCAAGCCCUUACAUGCCUUGCUGAGUUGGAUCAGUCGCCAUUGGCUUCAAUAUUGGAGUCAAUGCAGCCUCUCUUAAAAGCAAUAGUCAAACCAGAGUUGCUGAAGCAUCAAGAUAGGGAUGUCAAGCUUCUGGUUGCCACAUGUCUUUGUGAGAUUACCCGGAUUACUGCUCCUGAAGCUCCUUAUGAUGAUGAUGUCUUAAAGGACAUUUUUCAGUUGAUUGUUGGUACUUUUAGUGGGUUAACUGAUACAUCUGGCCCAUCAUUUGGAAGACGAGUAUUCAUACUGGAGACUCUUGCAAAGUAUAGGUCAUGUGUCGUGAUGUUAGACCUAGAAUGCGAUGAACUGGUGAAUAAGAUGUUCAGCACAUUUUUCACUGUUGCCAGUGACGACCAUCCAGACAAUGUCCUUACAUCAAUGCAAACCAUCAUGGUUGUCCUUCUAGAAGAGAGUGAGGAAAUCCACGAAGAUCUCCUGUUAAUAGUAUUGUCGAAGUUAGGUCGCAACAGAAAGGAUGUUUCCAUGGCUUCAAGGAAGCUUGCUAUGAAUGUCAUAGAGAGCUGUGCUGUGAAGCUUGAACCUGUGAUAAAACAGUUCCUUGUAUCAUCAAUUUCGGGAGAUAGUGAGCCUUCAAAUGAACAUAUUGACUGUCAUGAAGUCAUUUAUGACCUAUAUAAAUGUGCUCCUCAGAUUUUAUCUGGAAUCAUCCCAUAUAUCACUGGAGAGCUACUGACUGAUCAGUUAGACACCCGCCUAAAAGCUGUGAGAUUAAUAGGAGACCUAUUUUCACUUCCGGGAUCAACUAUCUCUGAGACUUUUCAGCCAAUCUUCUCAGAGUUUCUGAAGAGAUUAACAGAUAGAGCAGUUGAGAUAAGAUUGUGUGUCCUUGAUCAUGUCAAGAACUGCCUACUUUCAGAUCCUUCCAGAGCUGAAGCUCCUCAGAUUAUCUCUGCACUAUGUGACCGGUUGCUGGACUAUGAUGAAAAUGUGCGAAAGCAAGUUGUUGGUGUUAUCUGUGAUGUUGCAUGUCAAUCCCUGAAUUCUGUUCCUGCUGAAACCGUAAAGCUAAUUUCAGAUCGUCUUCGAGACAAAUCGGCACUAGUAAAAAAAUAUACAAUGGAGAAGCUAGCUGACAUAUUCCGUGUGCAUCUGGCACAAUCUGAUGAAUCAGUUGAUGCAAAAUUUGACUGGAUUCCUGGGAGGAUCUUGAGAUGCUUUUACGACAAAGAUUUCCGAUCUGAGACGAUCGAAUCAGUCCUAUAUAGUUCAUUGUUCCCUUCUGAAAUCCCAAUAAAAGGGAGAGUUAAAUGUUGGGUGAGAUUCUUCUCGGGGUUUGAUAAAGUUGAGAUAAAAGCCCUCGAAAGAAUAUUGGAGCAGAAACAAAGGUUGCAACAGGAGAUGCAGCGAUAUAUAUCUCUUAGGCAGACUUAUCAGAACGGCGAUGCUCCAGAAACUCAGAAAAAAGUUCAAUUCUGCUUCAGAGUUAUGUCUCGUUUCUUUACUGAUCCCGCAAAAACAGAGGAGAAUUUUCAGAUUCUUGAUCAAUUAAAAGAUUCCAAUGUCUGGAAGAUACUAGCAAGCUUGCUAGAUCCCAACACUAGUUAUGGACAGUCCUCUCUCUGUCAGGAUGAUCUGCUAAAGAUUCUUGGUGAAAAACAUCGGCUUUAUGAUUUCCUCAGCACUCUCUCCAUCAAGUGUUCUUAUCUACUAUUCAACAAGGAGCAUGUGAAAGAAAUUCUUCAGGAGGCUUCUGCUCAAAAAUCUGCUGGAAAUACUCAGCACGUGUCGUCUUGCAUGGACCUUCUAGUGAUUCUUGCACGCUAUAGUCCAUCACUUCUAAUUGGGUUUGAGGAGGACCUUGUUAGUUUUCUCAAGGAUGACAGUGAUAUUGUAAAAGAGGGGGCCUUGCACGUUCUAGCGAAGGCUGGUGGCAUUGUCCGGGAACAACUUGCUGCAUUAUCAAGCUCGGUGGACCUUAUAUUGGAACGGUUGUGUUUAGAAGGAAGUCGCCGACAAGCAAAGUAUGCUGUACAUGCACUUGCAGCUAUUACAAAGGAUGAUGGGCUGAAGUCUCUAUCUGUAUUGUACAAGAGGCUCGUGGAUAUGCUUGAGGAAAAGACCCACUUACCUGCAGUAUUACAGUCUCUAGGAUGCAUUGCACAGACUGCAAUGCCAGUUUUUGAGACUCGGGAAAAUGAUAUUAAAGAAUUUAUUAAAAGCAAGAUUCUAAGUUGCAACAAUAAGGUAGAUGACAGUACAAAAACAGGUUGGGAUGACAGAAGUGAACAAUGUUUGUUGAAGAUAUAUGGAAUCAAGACCUUAGUCAAAAGUUACCUACCUGUUAAAGAUGCUCAUCUUCGUCCUGGAAUUGAUACCCUUGUGGAAAUUUUGAGAAAUGUACUCUCGUUUGGAGAAAUUGCACAGGAUAUUGAAUCAAGUAUUGUAGAUAAGGCUCAUAUGAAGUUAGCUUCUGCGAAGGCAAUUCUUCGUUUGUCGAGAUACUGGGAUCAUGAGAUUCCCAUGGAUGUCUUCCACUUGACCUUGAGGACACCAGAGAUUGGUUUUCCUCAAGCAAAGAAGAUAUUCUUGAGCAAAAUUCAUCAGUACAUAAAAGAUCGCCUCCUGGAUGUAAAAUAUGCUUGUGCCUUCUUAUUUGGCAUUGAUGGAUCCAAAGCAUCAGAAUUUGAAGAGGAAAGACAAUAUCUGGCUGAAAUCUUACAGAUUCAGUACCAAGCAAAGGCACGACAACAAGCCUCACAAAGUGAUGCAAAUUCUCCAAUCACUCAUCCUGAAUACGUUCUUUCUUAUAUGGUGCAUGCUCUAGCACACCAAUCAUGUCCCAACAUUGAUGAAUGCAAGGAAGUUACGGCAUAUGAGUCAUUAUACUGGCGGUUGUACUUAAUUAUUUCUAUGCUGGUUCAUGGAGAUGACGAUGGCAAAUCAGAAAAUAACGAUAGUAGGGAACAGGAGACUUCAUCAAUAAUUUGUAUCUUUCAAACUAUCAGGCGUUCAGAAGAUGUCACUGAUGCUGCAAAGUCUAAGAAUUCGCAAGCUAUCUGUGACCUUGGGCUGUCAAUUGUCAAGCGCUUGACUAAAGCAGAGGUUAAUCUAGAUGCACCGCCUGUAUCAGCUGCUUUGCUCCCAGCACUUUACAAAUUGUAUGAGAGCAAGGAAGUAGAUGGAUCCGACGCCCGUGAACCAAAGACUUGGUUGGCAGAUGAGAGCAUCUGGACUCACUUCGAUUCACUGAAGCUUGAAAUAAGCAGCAAGGUUCCUGCUGAAAAUCCUGGAGAUACUGAUCUAAAGGAGAAUGACAAGGAUGGAAGUGAACUUCCAUUAAAGAAAAUGAUGAAACGUUUGAAACCACAUGGUACCAAGAGUAAAAAAGGCAAACCUGUGAAAUCUGAAAAGGAAAAAGUUGAAAAUGAUAUCGAUGUCCUGAAGAUGGUGCGAGAAAUAAAUCUGGAUAGUCUGGGCUUGUCCAGUAAGUUUGAUUCUAGCAACGGUCAGGAACAGUCUCCCUCUAAACAAAGAAAAGGUGAAGAAAUGCAUCAAAAUGGUAACAAAAGUGAAGCUACUGUUGCAAGCCUGGUCUCAAUACCAAAGCGUCGGAGGUCAUCGUCUGCUCAAAGUCCUGCCAAACUACGCAAAAACAUUGCCCAUGGGUCUGAAGAUAAAGCAUCUCUGCACAAAAGGUUGGGCAGUUCUCCGGAUUCAGACAUCUUGGCUUCUGGCUUCAGCAAGAAGAAAAGUUCCCUAUCAAAGCAGAGAGGCAAAGGCUCUGAUGAGGGACAGACUGAGAAGUCAGAUGAAGUUGGAGAAGUUCAUGAUGAUGAUCUGAAGACUGAUAAGAGGGAACCUACAAAAUCUCCCUUGGACUCUAUGAAGAAGCGGAAACGAAAAGUCAUGGGAGGGCUGGCUAAGGGCACAAUGAUGGAAACUGAAAGCCUUGAAGAUUUGAUUGGAUGCAAAAUAAAAGUUUGGUGGCCCAUGGAUAAGAAGUUUUAUGAAGGAACCAUUAAAUCCUAUGACCCUUCAAGAAAUAAACAUGUUGUUCUAUAUGAUGAUGGAGAUGUGGAAAUACUCAAUUUAGAAAAGGAGCGGUGGGAGCUCACUGACAAGGGCCAAAAGUCUGCAAAGAAGUUGAAAUCGUUGAAGACUACUUCAAAAAGAGUGUCAUCUGGGCAGAAAAUCAAGAUUUCUGGUAAUUUACCAGGAAUUGGGGAAUCAUUUAAGAUGGUUAAAGCAAAAGGAACUCCAAAGAAACAAAAGCCAGCCCAACUAGGUGCAUUGGAAACUAACAGUGAUGAAGUGGAGGAUAAACACCGUAUUUCAGACCUAUCUGAAGUAGAGCCCAGCACAUCUACUAGAGAGGAUGACCUAAAAUUGGAUGAUUUGGAAGUUGAGAAAGGAUCCAACAAGAGAACAGAUUCGAAGCGGAAAAGGAAGCCCACCACCUCGGAUGAAGAAACAGGCAGCCCAAUUCAAGAUAAUAUAGGAUCCGACGAUGAAGAGGAUGCUCCGGUGAAACUUCCAGACAGGAAAGGAUCCAAUAAGCGGGCCCGUUCAAAGCCGGAAAGCAAACAAGUAAAGGGUAAAAAGAGAAAUGUGGGCCGUAAAGAGGCCUCUGAUGAAGAUGGAGCCGAUUCUGACCACCCGGUGGAAGACGAUCGAAAAUCCAAUGAAGAAGAGAAUGUUCUGGUGAGUUCAGCGAAGAAGAAAGGAUCUAACCAGAGGGCUGGGUCAAGUUUGAAAAGGAAGCCUGUGAAAGGUAAGAAGAAAAAUCUGGACCUGGAGGAGGCCACUGAUGAAGAGGAGGGCCCUCGGGCCAGAGACAUUUUGAUGCAAGAUGCCGAAAAUUCCACCCAGGAAGACAAUACCGCUGGUAAUCUUACAUACAAGAGGGGAUCCAAGAGGAAGGCGUCCUCGAAGCCUAAAAGGAAACCGGUUAAAGAUAAAUUGGAAAGUGCGCGUCUUGCAGAGGCCUCCAAGGAAGAGGCCAGAGACAAUGCACAGAGCCCGAUCGAAGAUGAUAGAAGAUCUGAUGAAGAGCAGAAUCCUCCAUUGGGGGAAAGUGAUAAAGAGGAAAGCAAUUCAGAGCCAGAGAUGACAAGAAGCAAACCCAAAAUCCAAGGGAAAACCGAGGAGAAGUCUCCGGAGCCAUCUGCAGACGAGAAGAUUGAAAUUCCAGAUGACGAGCCUCUGAAAUUGUGGAAGAGGCGGGUAGGGAAAUCCUUGAAGAAAGUAGGGUGAAGCAGCUCGGAGAAGUCCAAAUUAGUCUUGUGUAGAAGCCGAUCUAGUGGUAGUUUCUGUAGAUGUUCAGGUUUUCAGUUCCUUUGCGUCGAAACUUUUCGCUGCCAGCUCAACUCUGCUCAAGGGAAGGUUGUGCCCGUUAUAACCUCGAAGUUUCAUCAAGAACUAGUAACGGAUGCUUUGUGGAGUUUGUUCAAGUUGGGGUGAUCAAUGUUCGUGUAGAAUAGACAGCUAACGUUCCCGUCUUUCACAUAAAGGGUUCUCAAAUAUGUGCAAGAAUGUCAGUGACACAGGAGAGUGUUCAUACUUAGGAGGUGACUAGAUGUUCUUUCUGUUGGGGGAUGCAAAUGUUGGUCUGGUAAAUUAGGAAAUGAAAUAGGCAGACAUGAGUAUAUGGGGCCUCCUGUACAGUCAGUCCUAUUCUAUGUUAGGGAUCGCUUGUAAUGACUUUUGAUUUUACAAUUAUAGGACAUUCUUGUUUAGAACUUUAACAACCCCCCCCCCCCCCCCCCCCCCCCAAAAAAAAAAAAAACGGUGUUAGCUUCUCCGAAAUUCCUCUUGGGAAGGCUUAUUUCCUUCUUUUUUUUUUUUAAUUUGAUAAGUAGGCUUCUUUCCGUUUGAUGUGUUAUAUGUAGUUAGUAGAACUUGCCAAGGCUUUCUGGGUUUUUGUUUUUGCUUGAAUAUAAGGCGUUAUGGUCGUUCCCUUGUA